Messenger RNA from Orbicella faveolata, 2588 nucleotides. RefSeq lists its product as uncharacterized. The record is from RefSeq and is a predicted model, not a curated record. Lineage: Eukaryota; Metazoa; Cnidaria; Anthozoa; Scleractinia; Merulinidae.
AACAUAUCCUCCUUUACAAAGUGAUUAUUCAAUAUUCACUGAUUUGUUAUGCAGCUCAAAUUAACAGAUUUGAACACUGAAUCGGACAUGGCAAUGCAAAUGAACUCUGAAAACGUUUAAUUUAAGCACCUCGUCAUAUUAAGAUCACGUUAUUCUUUGCUGCUGAAACAGGCGAUGUUUUACACCCCAUCCUGCCGGGUGUUGGGGCAAUUUAAAUAUUCUGACCGAACGACACUGAAGCGCUUUUCUUUAGAAGAGUUUGAAUCCCGUGACUUUAUUUUAUUUCGUUUUGUCUUUAGGAAACAACAUUUCCAAGUUCCUGUUAAUUUAAUUGUCAUGAAAACCAAUAUUUUCAAUUCCUGUCCAAUACAACAGUAAAUGCGGUUUUAAACGUUGCCACAAGGAAGUCAUUAAAAAGCCUAAGCUAGACGUCACUAUCCGUCUGGAUAGAGCAUUAAACUGGCUAACCUUCUCUCGUCAGAGUCUUCGAGAUCAGCGCAUUUUUCUCAUUUCAGUUUGUCAGCUAAAGUUAGUGCACUUCAGUAUACAAAGUUUGGUAGUGAUUAAUUGGAAAACUGAGAAAGACUUCUAACAACACUUCACUAAGCAUUUUUGCUGAUUUCCAUUGGCUCGUCGACACUUCGUUUUAUGUUUCAUGUAGGAACCCGUGACUGGCUACAUUUCGUUUGAACUUUUCAUUUUCCUUUUUAACUGGCGUGAGUUUACUCACGGAUAAACGAAAUUGCAGGUGUCUUGUGAGUUUGACUGACAUAAACUUUCAGGCAAUGAUUUGUUGUUUAUCUUUUCUUUAAUUAUUCGGCUGAAAGAACCCAAUGAUCAAAUAGAAAAAUAUAUUGAUCAUGUGCAAGGCUUUAUCUUUCUCCCAAUGAAAAGUUGCUUUGAGAACUUAUUUCAGUGAUCUCACCCACAGAGAGAAAAAAGAUUUUAGAAGUUCCUUUCCCUGCGGUUUUGGAUCAAAAAAACUUCCUUUUUCGCGGGAAAAACGCGGGUUAAUAUUUUGACGCACUCAAUGUUGAUGUUUAGGUCUGCGGUGGUCAAAAGCUGCCUUUGGUUGGCCAGUUAAGGAUAAUUGUUCGCAUCACCGGAGAAACCACACACGUUUUGUACAUAUACAGCCUCUGGCAUAGAAGAUAAUUUGUAUGUACAAUAGAUACCGAAAAGCUAGAGGUGCCGGUCGGUGGACUAAAUCGAACGCGGUUUCAGUUGUCCAUUAGCGCGCGCUAAAGUGUUAAAGGGUGAAGACGGCUGACAAACUGGUCAUUUGCCAAGUGAUUCCAUCGCCUAGCUAAAACGUUCACAGGAGCGGAUUUUCAAUGUUUGAACCCAAAUAGAGGAAACCAAAGCUAAGAUAUUGGUUGACAGCCAUCAUCUUGACGGAGGCAAACAAUGAUUUCAGCUGUGGCCGAUUCUUGCUCGGUUCGUUUGGAUAAAGUUAAUGGAAAAGUCUACAAAUUUCACGCCUUAGUUUUUAACCCAGAUUCGCAAGGAAAUAACAAAGAAGCGUACCUUCGCCGAAAAAAUUUAACGUCGGCAUCUGUCACAAGGGGAAUUUUGUCCCAGCAACCAAAGACAGAGUGGAAAUGCGCUUACAACGAACUGCUCAGUGGAAUAAAAGACCUCCCAAAACAGAAAGAAGAUUCUUCACCUGGGCCCAUCAGAAAGAGAUCCAAAACCGUGUCACAAGAUAGCUUUUCAAAUGAGUCUGAAGUCUCCAAGAUCGACAAACAGAGAGUGCGGUUUACAGGCGUGGAAGAAGGCUCUGUGGUGGAGACUCCAAAAUGUCCGACUUGUCUUCAAGUUAUUCCUAAAGACACGAAGGACUUCGAUUCUCUUAUGGAAAAAUCGAAAGAAGAACUUGUGACGAUAAUUAUGAACCUCAAUAUGAAUCUACAAAAUAGAAGAAGGAAACAGGGAUACUGUCCUUCUGAGAAAGACAUCGCUCAAUUAAUGCAGUUGAACAUCAACAAACCAGACCAAACGGCUCCAAAAACCAAGCCGACAAGAACGCGACGCCGAUUGAACAGAAGUAAAAGACUGACGUCCAUAUAAACAGAAACAUUGCCGGGCUGAAACUGUCGGUUGAAUAAUUGUAUAUGAAACACGAAGUUGAGAGAAUACCAGAGCCACUAUCUAAGCGCAUUUCGAAUAAACGUUACGAAGUGGACGCGAGACAGCUCCAAAUCAGUUUCUAAACUUGAAUGAAAAGAUACGGUUUAAAACCAGGCUUGGUAUGGGAGAUGGAAACUUCAAGUUGUGGCCGUGGGGAAAAAAGAAAGCUAACAACUACACAACGAGGUGGUUUUUGCUGAAGCAAGAGAAACUUUUAUCUUUGGGAGCUGAGGGAGAACUGAAUAAAAAAGAGUAAAUUUUGAAGGAACGCUAAUGGGCUAUUAAGUCCAGUUAAAAGGAAAAAUAUUUAAAUUAAGACAUAGAUUCUUGUGGAAUGGGUUUUAGAAAAUAACAAAAUGUGGACUUCCAAUAAAGGAAAGGUAGAAUAAUAGACCAAUUUCGAUAUAUUGAAAUUCAGUUUAAAACAACAGACCUCAGUACGAGGCUCUGCGGAAUAA